AUGUGGAGAUUUUACAUGGGUUCAGAUGCUAUCUUCAUUGCUGCAAAAGAAAAAAUUCAAGUGGACGAGGGGUUGGCAAACCAGAUAGUAGAGGCUGACUUCUCUUUAUACCCUGGUUGUACUACAUACACGGAGCUAUCGAUCACUAUUGAGUUGUAUAGGCACAAGAUGGUAAAUGGUGUAUCUCGGAAAGCUUUUGAUGAACUUCUCAAGAUAACUGGUUCAAUGUAUCCCCCCAGGUGGAAGGAAGAGACAUCUAACAUGGAAUAUGAUGACAUGAUAGACAGGCCCAAAAAGAAGAUACCGGUUAAGCAACUGAUAUGGCACGCGACGCAUAAGAGUAAAGAUGGGAAGAUACGUCAUCCAUCAGAUUCUUUGGCUUGGAAGCACACAGACACAAAGUUCCCCGAGUUUGCUUCAGAAUCGCGUAAUUUGCGUCUUGGGCUUGCUGCUGAUGGAUUUAAUCCGUUUGGCGAUAUUUCACCAACCCACAGUUUUUGGCAGGUGUUGAUUGUGGUAUAUAAUCUCCCCCCUCAGCAGUGUAUGCAAGACGAAAAUAUUAUUUUAAGCUUGCUGAUUCCAGGAAAGAAACAACCAGGUAGAGACAUCGAUAUAUACUUGCAACCACUGAUAGAUGAUCUGAUUGAGUUGUGGGAUAAUGGCGUGGAGUUUUAUGAUAAGUUUAGUAAGACAAUGUUCAACUUGAAGGCUUUAUUGAUGCGGACGAUAAAUGAUUUUCCUUCUUAUGGUAAUCUAUCUGGAUGUACGUAUAAGGGGAAGGCAGCCUGCCCUCUUUGUGGUGAUAAUACUCUUUCGAACUGGUUGUCAUUUAGUCGUAAAAUUAGCAUUAUUGUGAAUGAUUUUUGGAAAGUGAAGCAGAACGAGGCAGAGAAAAGGAAAGAUAAAGAUGAUAAGAAGAAAAAUAAUAAGAAGAAUAACCAGAAAAAGGUUCAGAGUAGUGCGGCAACAGGUGCAAAUGACGGUAAUUCUAAGUGUGAGAAGCGGAAAAGGGCAGUUGCUACUGAUGCAUGUUCGAGUGCUGCUGCUACUUCUGGUACACAGGAUGCUGACCAUCUGAUAUUCAACAAACAGUCCAUAUUUUUCGACUUUCCUUAUUGGAAGGUCCGUGAGAGUGUCAUUGGUACUAUAUUGAAUAUAAAUUUUAAAACAAAAGAUGGCUUAAACUCCCGUAAUGAUCUGAAAAGUAUGGGAAUCAGAGAAGACUUGCAUCCAACACUCAAAAAUGGCAAAACAUGGCUUCCACCAGCACCAUAUAACUUGAGAGACAAGGGAAAGGCUAUAUUUUAUAAUAGGAUGAGAAAUUUUAAGGUUUCAUCUGGGUAUAGUUCUGAUCUUAGGAGGCAUUUCUCGAAAGAUGGUUGCUUGGGUGUCCUUAAAGCUCAUGAUUACCAUGUUCUUAUGCAACAAAUAUUACCUGUAGCUUUGAAGGGACUUUUACCUGAUGGGACAAGUACUGCGAAAAAACAACUUAAGUGCAAUGUUCUAAUAGUUAAAGGUUGGUCUGUCGCAGACAAAGCAGAUGAAGGGAGAGUAGAUCAGAGCCGUCAUGAAGACAAUCAACAUGCUUCCACAACUGCAGGGCGUCCUCUUUCUAAAGGUGCUCGAGUGUGUAUUGAUAGUGAUAUGCUAAAUAUCGCUCAUAGAUACGUUCUUUUUAACACAACAGAAAUUGACCCAUAUAGAACAAUGCACAUGGAUGAGUUAAGUUCUUAUGAUACUUCCAGUGAUGAAAACCAACUCAUUUCCAUACACUCAGAGACAUUUGCAGAUUGGAUACGGCUAAAGGUUAAAAUGAAAAUUAGUCAAGGCAUAUCAGUAUCAAAUACAGUAGAAUGGUUGGCAUAUGGUCCUUUAGAUAAUUGUGUAUCAUAUAAAGGCUUGGAAAUAAAUGGGUCAAGGUUUAUUACGAAGGAUUUUCAAAGAGUCACACAAAACAGUGGUGUUUCAAUUGAAUCAAAAUCUUUAGUUGCAGGACGGUCACAAAUGAGUGGUUUCUAUGGUGUUUUAAAACAAAUUCUCGUGUUGGACUACCAACAUAUGUUUCAGAUUCCCAUAUUCAAAUGUGACUGGGCUCACACCUAUUUUGGUGUCAAGAUUGAAAAAGGCUAUACAUUGGUAAACUUACGUCAGCAUAAGAACCAAUAUCAGAAUGAUCCAUUCAUUUUAGCGUCACAAGCCCCGCAAGUUUUCUAUUCUCGAGAGUCAGAUACAUCUAAUUGGUUUGUGAUGUUGAAACCACCACCUAGGGGUUUCCAUGAAUUAGAGGAAUACAAUGAACAAGAAGACACAAGUUGCCAUCCAGUGGAUCCUUCAACUCUUGUCUCACAAAUGGAUGACGAGACCGAGAGUUGUGAAAGAACUGAUGAUGAACCUAUCUUAGUGGUUCCAACAAAGAAGAAGAACAAGAAGAAUAAGAAAAAGAAAAAUAAGUAUCAUUGA
Papaver somniferum (opium poppy) is the source of this 2460-nucleotide messenger RNA. RefSeq lists its product as uncharacterized. The transcript has 11 exons. The coding region runs from base 1 to 2460 and encodes 819 amino acids. The record is from RefSeq and is a predicted model, not a curated record. Lineage: Eukaryota; Viridiplantae; Streptophyta; Magnoliopsida; Ranunculales; Papaveraceae.